AUGCCUAACAGAUCCAACGGGUACUUGUUAGAGCUUCUCUGCGGUAAGUCAGGGCGUGCUUUCGGUCAAAUGGCUGUAGUAAUAAUAGCCUGCCAUCUUGCUACAACAACGAUCUUCAGAAAGGGUGGAAAGCCUAUGUUGGAUUCGGUUCAAACUGUGUCAGAUAGUGUAGGCAUAGCCAAUGGGGUUAUUGCUACCUUGAAGGUGCGGCCAGAGCGGAUGGAGGCUGCUCUGGACAAAACGAUGCUAGCCACUGAUGUUGCAGAGUGGUUGGUGAGGAGGGGAUGUCCGUUCAGAGAAGCUCACUACAUCUCUAGACGCGUCGUUGCACUUUUUGAAAAGCUGGAAGUUUUGAUGGACAAGCUGGCUCUUGAGCAACUGCAGGCCAUUAAUUCUCAGUUCACAGCAGACAUUGCGGAGGUACUCGAAUAUAUAGCAAGUGUCGAGGUGAAAACGGCUAAAGGCGGCACCAGUCGAUCAAGCGUGCUGGAGCAGAUCCAGGUUACCAGGGCUAUGUUGGAUUAG
This is a messenger RNA of Colletotrichum destructivum, 525 nucleotides long. Its product is annotated as Putative L-Aspartase, argininosuccinate lyase. Gene Ontology annotation, cellular component: cytosol. Gene Ontology annotation, molecular function: argininosuccinate lyase activity. The record is from RefSeq and is a predicted model, not a curated record. NCBI's taxonomy places the organism in Eukaryota, Fungi, Ascomycota, Sordariomycetes, Glomerellales, Glomerellaceae. Bases 1 to 525 code for a protein of 174 amino acids. The transcript has 2 exons.